GCAUCUGCGGCCUCGGCUUCACGGUCCUGGCGGCGCGGCCUCCGCGGGCCCGGGGCGGCUGGGGGCGCGCAGCUGAUCCCGGAUCCGGAGUUUCCCCGCACAGGACCGGGAUCGAGGUCGGCCGUGGGCCGCAGCUGCUCGGUGAGAGACUCGCGAACUUGGCUUUGGAAGUCCCGGAAGCCGGAUCCACCAGGCGCGGAACCCGGAACUUAGACGGAAAAGUCCCGGAGCGGAGUCCACGCGGAGCCCGGAGUGCGGAUCGCGCCUCGCCGGACGGGACGGAGCCAUGUCGGGCCGCGGCGCGGGCGGCUUCCCGCUGCCCCCGCUCAGCCCUGGUGGCAGCGCGGUGGCCGCGGCCCUGGGAGCGGCGCCUCCGCCCGGGGGCCCCGGCAUGAUGCCCGGGCCGGCGCUCAGGGGCCCGGGGCCCGCGGGAGCUGUGGGGGGACCCGGGGCCGCCGCCUUCCGCUCCAUGGGCCCCGCGGGUCCGGCGGCGCAGUACCAGGCCAACAGCAGGAUGGAGGGGAUGGGCUGUGGGCCCCGCAGAGCCCUGCCACGCACCUAUGCACCCACCUUGGCUCACUUUUCCCAGAGGCCUGGCAUGUCGCCUGGGAGUCGGAUGCCCAUGGCCAGCCUGCAGGUGGGGCCCCCCGCGGGCUCCCCGUUCAGCGCAACCACGCCGCUUCGACCCGGCAUGCCGCCCACCAUGAUGGACCCAUUCCGCAAGCGCCUGCUGGUGCCCCAGGCCCAGCCCCCAAUGCCAGCUCAGCGUCGCGGGCUAAAGAGGAGGAAGAUGGCAGACAAGGUUCUACCUCAGCGAAUUCGGGAGCUUGUCCCAGAGUCUCAGGCCUACAUGGAUCUCCUGGCUUUUGAGCGGAAGCUAGACCAGACCAUUGCUCGCAAGCGGAUGGAAAUCCAGGAGGCCAUCAAAAAGCCUCUGACGCAAAAGCGCAAGCUGCGGAUCUAUAUUUCGAACACAUUCAGCCCCAGCAAGACAGAAGGUGACAACACUGUAAGCACAGGCGCCCCUGGGGGAGCCCCGGCAGGGGACAAAGUGGCUUCCUGGGAACUCCGCGUGGAGGGAAAACUGCUGGAUGAUCCUAGCAAACAGAAGAGAAAGUUUUCUUCCUUCUUUAAGAGCCUGGUCAUUGAGCUCGACAAGGAACUGUAUGGGCCAGACAACCACCUGGUGGAGUGGCACCGGAUGCCCACCACCCAGGAGACAGAUGGCUUCCAGGUGAAAAGGCCCGGGGACCUUAAUGUGAAGUGCACCCUCCUGCUCAUGCUGGACCACCAGCCUCCCCAGUACAAACUGGACCCGAGACUGGCGAGGCUUCUGGGGGUGCACACACAGACCCGGGCUGCCAUCAUGCAGGCCCUGUGGCUCUACAUCAAACACAACCAGCUGCAGGACGGGCACGAGCGAGAGUACAUCAACUGCAAUCGCUACUUCCGCCAGAUCUUCAGUUGUGGCCGACUCCGCUUCUCUGAGAUCCCCAUGAAGCUGGCCGGGCUGCUGCAGCACCCAGACCCCAUUGUCAUCAACCAUGUCAUUAGCGUGGACCCUGAUGACCAGAAGAAGACAGCCUGCUACGACAUCGACGUGGAGGUGGACGACCCCCUCAAAGCCCAGAUGAGCAGCUUCCUGGCCUCCACCACCAACCAGCAGGAGAUCGCUUCCCUUGACGUCAAGAUCCACGAGACCAUCGAGUCCAUCAACCAGCUGAAGACCCAGCGGGAUUUCAUGCUCAGCUUUAGCACCGACCCCCAGGACUUCAUUCAGGAGUGGCUUCGCUCCCAGCGCCGAGACCUGAAGAUCAUCACUGAUGUGAUCGGGAAUCCUGAAGAGGAGCGCCGAGCUGCUUUCUACCACCAGCCCUGGGCCCAGGAAGCAGUAGGGAGGCAUAUCUUCGCCAAGGUGCAACAGCGAAGGCAGGAACUGGAACAGGUGCUGGGAAUCCGCCUCACCUAACCGCUCAGUUACCCCCACCCCUCCUCCCCUUCCUCAGCCUGAAUGGGACCACCUUCUGGGGCCAGACACGUAGGAUAAGGAUGGGGCGAGGGGUGUCUCCUGCCACCCUCAGCUGUGUCCCCAGCUUUAGUGUCAUAGUGUAGUGAUAGGGGUUCUUGUUGCUUGGCCCUCAAGCCUUCUCUAGGAUACGGGCUUUAACUGGCUUCACAGCAGAGGCCUCCCUGCUCCCGUGGGCAGGCCCAGUAGGGCUGCUGGAGGCUAUGCUUGGACUUGAUUCAGAACCAGAGGCCGCUGGCUUUGCCUGUUUACAGGCCCCCUUGGAGCAAGGGGAGCUGGGCAAGGAAGAGGGGCUCGGCUUGGUUCUUCCUGCCCUUCAAAACCAAAGUUUUACGCCAUUCCUCGGAGACCAGGCUGCGCUGGUCUUUCCUUUCCCCUGGGCAUUUGCACUACUGGGGGCAGGCUUUCUAUGUGGGAGCCACUUUUUUUUUGUACAGGGGUAAGUUAGGGUUUUCAGGGACUCUUCCAAUCUAUGCAAGCGGCUAGGGCCGCCAUCAUCUCCCAGGAUGCCAGAGAGCCCUUGGGUGCUUGGAUUCUUUUUCUAGCCGUGGUGUGAGUGCACGGGGGGAGGGGGGGAGACUGUUGUUCCCUCUGGAGCUUGGGAAGGAAGGUGGGCCGAGGGCAUCAGGUUCCAAAUAAAUUCUUUUGUUUAUUGGUG
Molecule: messenger RNA, 2684 nt
Organism: Erinaceus europaeus (western European hedgehog)
Lineage: Eukaryota; Metazoa; Chordata; Mammalia; Eulipotyphla; Erinaceidae
Gene: SMARCD2
Product: SWI/SNF related, matrix associated, actin dependent regulator of chromatin, subfamily d, member 2
Exons: 13
Coding region: 287-1969 (560 amino acids)
Biological process (GO): regulation of transcription by RNA polymerase II
Cellular component (GO): SWI/SNF complex; nucleus
Source: RefSeq, a predicted model, not a curated record